Phaeodactylum tricornutum CCAP 1055/1 is the source of this 678-nucleotide messenger RNA. RefSeq lists its product with no specific name. The transcript is spliced from 2 exons. Bases 1 to 678 code for a protein of 225 amino acids. The record is from RefSeq and is a predicted model, not a curated record. Gene Ontology annotation, molecular function: protein binding. Lineage: Eukaryota; Bacillariophyta; Bacillariophyceae; Surirellales; Neidiaceae.
AUGGCUGCUGAGCGUGUAGCAGAAAUUCAAGUUUGCCAAAACAAGGACUGUUGCAAACGAUGGCAGCAAUCGUAUCCCUCUACUACCCUCCCCGAUAUUUUGCGCGAUCUACUCGAGCCGUCUUGCUUUGUUGAUGUUAAAACCACCGGUUGCCUUUCGCAAUGUGACAAGGGCCCCAACAUAGUUUUCAAAGCGAGGGGAAAACAAAAGCUGGUGCAAGGACUGGAUAGCAUUUCCUUGCUUAUCGAAGCACUGGAAAAGGAAUUUGGAAAAGGCAUCGUCCCUCCCAAGCUGAUCGCCGCUUGCAGGGUUCUGGGCAAGGCCCACGAAGCUUCGUCCUUUGAUGAAAAACACCGCUUUCUGAACUCGGUCGUUUCUGUUUUGGAGGGCGAACCCGAGUUGGCGCAGUCGUCCGCGCUGGCGAGGGCGUUGGUAUCGAGAGCGCAGGCUCGAUACGAAGACCAGCAUACAGAGGAGGCCCUGGGGGAUGCCUUGCGAGCGACCAGUAUGAAAUCGACGAGCUGGAACGCUCUGUCGUGGAGAAUGGUAGCAGAUUGUUACAAGACGCUCGGAAAGCCUGACGAGGCUAUUGCUGCCUUGCGCGAAUGGGGAUCCUGCGAGCCUGCCUUUCGCAGUAAGGUGAAUCGGGAAAUACAAGAAUUGCGACGUCUACUGUGA